GGUCACCCUAUUCAGUUUGAACAGAGUUUGGGUAUUUAAGGAACCUGUUCAAACACAACUUCACAAUUGAAAGCUGCUGAUUUCAACAUGGUAUCGAUCAGUGAAUUGAUCUGCAUUUGCUAUUUUGUAUUCGGCCUAUCUUUUGGUCAGGUGGUACAGAUCACCACACCUGUGGACGUUGGUGAAAAGGGUAAUUGUACUUGUGGAGGAUUUCCUUCAUCCACGAUAGAUGGGACAACUGAGCCGCUUCUUUCUCAAGCUCCGGGUAUUGGGGUUAAGUGCGAUGAUUCCGGCGAUGGUAUCUGCAAGAGUCUUUGUGUUGCAUUAGCGACCGCUGCAGAAGCUAGAGGACCCGAAAUUUUGUGUGCGAGACUCAAGGAGGCUAAUGAGUUGCAGUUGUCAGCAUUUUAUAAGAUAUGCGAUAGGCCGUGGACCUACGCCGGUAUUUCGGCAAAAGGAGCCCUCUGCUGUGAGAACGGAAAUGUCAAAGUUUGUCCUUCCGUUGAAAAUUUUACCGCUUCCCCUGACAAGAAGCCGGAGUGAUUUGAAUACAAUAUAUUAAAAGAUUUAUGUACUGAAUUUCCAUUAAAUCAAUGUAUUUAAUU
Molecule: messenger RNA, 605 nt
Organism: Danaus plexippus (monarch butterfly)
Lineage: Eukaryota; Metazoa; Arthropoda; Insecta; Lepidoptera; Nymphalidae
Exons: 3
Coding region: 88-543 (151 amino acids)
Source: RefSeq, a predicted model, not a curated record